AUGAGCAACCAGUCGCUUCUGCAGUAUCUCUCUGUUGCUCUCCCGGCAAUUCCUAUUCAAGGUGCUGCCCCAUCGCGGAAUACAACGAACCCCCGCUAUGGUGCGGGAGACAUCACCCAGGUUGUCACGGUGCGAACCGUGAUGCUUAGUUAG
Penicillium digitatum Pd1 is the source of this 153-nucleotide messenger RNA. Lineage: Eukaryota; Fungi; Ascomycota; Eurotiomycetes; Eurotiales; Aspergillaceae. The record is from RefSeq and is a predicted model, not a curated record.